Molecule: messenger RNA, 3249 nt
Organism: Colletotrichum paranaense
Lineage: Eukaryota; Fungi; Ascomycota; Sordariomycetes; Glomerellales; Glomerellaceae
Exons: 5
Source: RefSeq, a predicted model, not a curated record
UACACGCACCUAGCUCGUGGGAGCCUGAGCCCCCGUAGCGGCCGUGAGCAAUUCGACACUUGUCCCGGAGCCAGCGCCGAGUUCGCCAAGUCCACAACCAUGGCCCAAGGUCUCGGUCUCUACCGGGUCCCAGACCUCGAUGUCGAUGUCGAAGUUGCUCUCAGGAUGAGCGCCGAUAAGUUCAAGGAACAGUUGAAUGAUAUUCAUGUCGACAAGUUCGGAAAGACUACUCUUGACGACGUUUACCGAAGUCUCAGGGACAUUCAGUUCCAGCAACAGGAGCAGAAGACCUUGAUGAACCUCAACAGGAUUGAGUUGUUUCUCAGUGGCAUGUACUCAUUUCAAGAAGUCCUGGACGAUAGGGGCAUGGAAGAUGUUGACGGUAUCAUGGCAUUCGUUUGGGGUCCUAUGAGGUUUCUUCUUGAGACAACCAACGUCAACGAGAGAGCGUUUGAUCACGUACUCGAAGUUUACCAACGACUUGGGAUCCAGAUCCUUCCUCUUUCAGAGUACAAACAAUUCUUUGCAGGAUCCGUCAACGGCAGAGCCUGCCUUCUUAACAUUUACAACGACAUCGCCGAAUUUCACACAACCGCAUACAGGUUGUUCUCUCUCCGCAGCUCAUUAUGGGGUAAAUUACAUAAAGCGACAUGGAAAGAUUUGGAGUCGACAUUCAAACACUUAGCCGCUAGCCUUCGGCUACACGCAGAAUUCAUCCAAACCCACGGGGCUCCUCUCCAAGACCGACAUGCCUUUCGUAGCGUAGACUCCGGCUUCGCGGCACCCCAAAACAGCAUCUUGUUCGAUAAUGACGAUUUCCGCCGCAAAUCCCACCAAUACAUGUUGGAUUACGCAUCACUGCGACAAAAGUUCAGAAAGGACGAAGCCCACAGGAAGCAGAAGCAGAAGCAGAAGGUUCUGAAAUGGAUCGCCGCUCCCAUGAAGACACAGGAAUUGCACAAGAGCUUCGUCAAUAAGAGAGAACCGUAUCCAGAAACCGGACGCUGGCUUUACACCAGGUACGACGCAGUAUCAAAUUGGAUGCGCGAGGACAUACCUCAGGACUCCGCUCUUUGGGUCUACGGCAAGAAAGGCAUGGGCAAGUCAAUUUUGUCGUCACUGGUGGUCACCCGGUUGCAGGAACUCGUCAGGACCCAAGACAUCCCGAAAGUACAAACGUGCUACUUCUACUGCCAGGACGCAGACCCGGAACUGAACACGUACUUUGGCAUACUCAGGGGCAUCGUCCAUCAACUCGUCUCCGCAGUUGACGUAUCGAACCUUGAUGAGUCAAACGAAGAUGAGUAUGACAUUUCGGCGUGUUGUAACAAGUACAAUGGGUUCAUUCUUCCUCUUUGCGACGACAAAAUCACGAACAGUGGUGGCUCGACUCUAUCAACGACGGAGGGAUGCCUUUCACUCAUCGAGGCAUUUUUUGAGAUUAACCCUCGAUUAUACAUUGUUGUGGACGGACUGGAUGAGUGCGCAGGCCGCGUGGAAAUCCAGCAGAUAGUGUCCUUCUUGGUGGCUCAAGUUUCGCGUCUAGACGAGAUUAGUCAAGGACAGUUGCGGGUGCUGUUCAUGAGUCAACCGAAUCCCGAGGUCAAAGCAGCCAUGUCAAAGCCUACCGUCAGUCCGAUUAUCGGCGAAGUUGAACUACAGGCCACCGAUAACACACAAGAUAUACGGACAUAUGUGAAGAGCCGGCUGGAUCCAGCGGAGUUGGUCAAGUCACGAAGGCAGGUGAGGGGGAGGAUCAACCCUACCGAAGCUUCAUUACUAGAAGCUUCUGGGAACAACUUCAACCUUCUAGAGCAAGAUAUACAACGCAUCGAAGAAGAGGUUUCGUUACAGAGCGAAGGCCUUUUCCUCUACGCAGUCCUCGCUGUGGACUACCUCUUGAACCAAUGGAGUAAAGGUGAACUCCUCCGAAAGGUUUCAUCGCGCAUGCUUCCUGACGGCAUUACAAAGAUGUACGACAUGGUCUUAGAGAGCCUCAAGGAGAAGAUGCUGGAUUUGUCUUCAACUCAUUGGGACAAGACUAAGCUUCUCCUCGGCUGGCUUGCCUGCGCCCAUCGCCCGCUCAAGUGGCACGAGAUACAAGCCAUCAUCGCUUAUGACCUUGAGAUGGAUGAAAUAGACUUUGACCUUCGCAUGAUUCGAAGAGAAAACAUCAAUAACUUUCUAGGGUCGCUGGUCGAAGUCUUGCCGGGCGAUGAGAUUCGUCUCAUGCACUCAACGGCUAAGGACCAUCUCGUUUCUAGCAGACUUAUCCACGCGAAAUCAGUUCAGUGCGAUCUCGCCAUUCUAUGUCUGCGCUACCUCUCUCUACGCUGCUUUGCAGCCGAAGACUACAGCGUAGUCGAGUUGCACAGUCAUAUACGUAAAGGCUACUUUUCAUUCCAAGACUAUGCCAUCCCUCAAUGGUACAAACACAUCAAUACCGUCAUUAGAGAAUGCCAUGAACUAUUCUCACCCACCUUCUACCACGAUGCAGGAGUAGAACCAGGACGCAACUUCGUCGGAGAAUUCGGGUCGGCUUUGGCUAGGUUCAUCUCUGCUUAUGAUACCGAUAUCAAGAGGGAGACGCACCCAGAGUUCCCUGAGGAUGACUUGUCAAAGUACAUCAGCUUGCCAUUCUACCCCGAUCUCGCUCGCUUAUGGAAUCAUAUCUUUACCCAUCAGAAAGCUUCCGCCAACGAACGCAACGAAGUCGGCAUUAGCCGCUUACAAGACGCCCUCACUUCGCACCGCGAGGUCCUGGCAAGUGAGUACCAGCCAGACACGGUCAUGUUUGGGAGCGACACCAUGGAGACCUACUACGGGCCCAACCUUUUCAAAUGCAAGAAAACACUGUGCAAGUUUUUCUAUGAAGGCUUCAAGACCGAGAAAGAUCGGGAUGCACACCACAAUCGCCACGAUAGACCGUAUCCGUGCCCCAUCAAGACAUGCAACUCGGCGCCCGUUGGGUUCUCGUCCAAUAAGGACAAGGAAAGGCACGUCAGGACGUACCACCCAGAAGAGAUUGACGGACAGACGCCCUUCAUACAAAUGAGCAGGAGGGUCGAAACGGCCAAGUUUCCGUGCAAGAUGUGCGGGAAGUGUUUUACGCGGAAUAUCAACUUGAAGGGGCACAUGAGGAGUCACUUUGGCGAGAGGCCUUUUGCCUGCCCGAAUUGCGGAAAGGCAUUUGCUAGGCUAAAUGAUUGUAAGCGACAUGAGCGUAUCCAUACCAGGAGAGGGGCAUAG